Acanthosepion pharaonis is the source of this 813-nucleotide messenger RNA. The record is from the annotation of a GenBank genome assembly. NCBI's taxonomy places the organism in Eukaryota, Metazoa, Mollusca, Cephalopoda, Sepiida, Sepiidae.
AUGGCUGCGCCUACUGAUUCUACAGAUAAUCUCUCCUCUGUGAAACAUGUUAUUCUCAUUCUCUCUGGCAAAGGGGGGGUUGGAAAAAGUACAUUGGCCACACAACUCACUCUUGGUUUGUUGAAAGCUGGCAAAAAGGUUGGAAUCUUGGAUGUAGAUCUUUGUGGUCCCAGCAUACCAAAAAUGUUGAACCUUGAAAACCGAGAUGUCCACAUGUACCCUACAGGUUGGCUGCCUGUGUACAUUGAUGACGAGAAACGGCUGGGAGUGAUGUCAAUAGCAUUUCUACUUGACAACAAAGACGAGGCGGUUGUCUGGAGAGGACCCAGAAAAACAGCAAUGAUUCGUCAGUUCAUCACAGAUGUCUGUUGGCAAGAUGUUGAGUACCUCAUCAUUGAUACCCCGCCAGGUACUUCAGACGAACAUAUAGCUGUGGUAGAAAGCCUGAAAAGCUACAAUCCAGAUGGCGCUAUUCUUGUCACCACUCCUCAGGAUAUUUCUGUGGGGGAUGUGAGACGAGAGGCCACUUUCUGCCAAAAAACUGGAAUUCCAAUUCUUGGAAUCAUAGAAAACAUGAGUGGUUUUGUCUGUCCAAAUUGUAAGGAAUGUUCCAAUGUCUUUUCAAAAGGUGGAGGAGAAGCCCUGGCCCGGGAACUAGGCAUUCCGUUUUUAGGUUGUGUUCCUCUUGAUCAGCAUCUUUCCAUGUCGCUGGAAGAAGGCAAAAACUUCAUUACAGAACAUUCUGAUUCUCCUGCUGUGAUGGCCUUAACUUCUGUAGUUGACAGACUCAUCCAAAUUGACAAAAACCUUUAG